Capronia epimyces CBS 606.96 is the source of this 2127-nucleotide messenger RNA. RefSeq lists its product as uncharacterized. Gene Ontology annotation, molecular function: mRNA binding. The record is from RefSeq and is a predicted model, not a curated record. The coding region runs from base 1 to 2127 and encodes 708 amino acids. NCBI's taxonomy places the organism in Eukaryota, Fungi, Ascomycota, Eurotiomycetes, Chaetothyriales, Herpotrichiellaceae. The transcript has a single exon. Gene Ontology annotation, cellular component: nucleolus. Gene Ontology annotation, biological process: regulation of translation.
AUGGCCGGGACUAAGCGUACAAACGACACUGCCGAGUCAAAGGCACAUAAAAAGGCAAAGACCACCACCAGUAUCUCCAAGCAGAGUAAAGCGGUCUCCUCGAAGCCGGAACCUCUCGAGGACGAUUUUAUCGGCUUUGAUGAUGCCGACAAGACGAAUGCUUCAGCGUCGAGAGAGGCCCAGCAGAAGAAGCAGAAGGACAAGUAUAGGCCUCAGGCAUACAAUCAUGCACAGAAAGCUGAGCCAUAUCUGAGUAUGUCCAUGGUCAUGAUUGAUACCAAUGGAGACCCUAGUUUUGCUGACCAGUCUACCAUUGCAGGCACCACAUCCCGCGAAGCACAUGCAAAGCAAAAGGCACUCGCUCUAGACCGCAAAGCCGCGAAGCCAAGUGCAGACUCGAUUGCACGGUCUAAGAAGAUUUGGGAACGGCUGCGUCGCAAAUCGCAUGUCCCGAAGGACGAGCGAGAGGUAUUGGUCAAAGAAUUAUUCGAGAUAAUAUCGGGAAAAGUGAAAGAUUUUGUCUUCAAGCACGAUGCGGUGCGGGUGAUCCAAUGUGCCUUGAAAUAUGCUACCCCGGAGCAGAGGAAACUUAUCACGAGAGAUUUGAAGGGGAGCUACAGAGAGCUGGCCGAGUCCAAAUACGCGAAGUUCCUUAUUGCCAAGAUGGUCGUCAAAGAUGACGAAAGCAGAGACGCCGUGGUGGAGGAGUUCUAUGGCCAUGUCAAGAGACUCAUCAAGCAUCCCGAGGCAAGUUGGAUUCUAGACGACAUCUACAGAGGAAUCGCAUCCAAGCAACAGAAAGCCAUUCUGCUGAGAGAGUGGUACGGGCCAGAAUUCUCCGUUUUUGCCCAAACCAACGGUACCUCUGGCGAGGUCACCGCCGACCUAUCGGAGAUCUUGAAGCAAAGUCCCGAAAAACGAGGUCCUAUCAUGCAGCAUCUGAAAGAAAUGACGAACCACCUUGUGCAGAAGAAAACCACUGGUUUCACCAUGCUUCACGAUGCGUUGCUGCAGUAUUUCCUGAACUGCAAACCGGGAAGCCCCGAGGUCGAUGAAUUCCUUGCAAUGCUACGCGAUGACGAAGAGGGCGACGUUUUCAAGAAUCUGGCCUUCACUAAGUCUGGCUCGCGACUUGUGUGCUUGGCUCUUGCAUACGGGAACUCGAAAGACAGACGGGGAAUCUUGAAAUUCUUCAAAACGCAUAUAAAACUCAUGGCUUCGGAUCAGUAUGCGCACAGAGUCCUGCUGGCAGCCUACGAGUGCAUUGAUGAUACCGUCAUGACGGCCAAGGCUAUCUUCCCCGAACUUCUUAACAAGGAUCUCGAAAAAGAUGACCGUGAACAAGAGCUGCUCGCCCAGGUCGACCAUCUAACCGCGCGCAUCCCCCUUCUAUACCUCAUGUUCCAAGAUGCCCCCAAGUGGCUGCUCCCCGAGGAGACGGUGCCGAUCAUCAAAGAAGUCCGUGAACUUCGCACCCAAACGUCGAAGAAGGAUCCGGAGACCCGCCGCACAGAGCUGCUGAAAGCCAUCUCUCAGCCGCUCCUGGACUUGAUCGCCUCGCAAACUAGGACUCUAGCAGGUUCUACCUUUGGAUCUAAGUUCAUGCUGGAGACCUUGCUCGGCGGAAUUGGAGAAAAGGAGCCUGCCCUUGCAGCCAUCGCCAGCCUGGCAACCGACGGUGAUAAGUCCGAAGAACUGACUCAGAUUAUCUCCUCGCCGCCGUUUGGACGGUUACUCAAGGGACUAGUUCAAGGCGGACGUUUCGACCCAAGCACCAAGACAGUCAAACAAGUCGACCCACCAUUGAAGUUCCACGAAUUGCUGUAUAGCCAGAUCAAAAGCCAAGGCGAUGGCGGCGACGGGGCAACAGAAAUUGUGACUUGGGCAACUGGACCGAAUUCCUUCGUCGUGGUGGCCAUGCUAGAAGCCGAGAGCUUCAGUCAUCGAGACGAAUUGGCAACUGUUCUCAGACAGAAUGCGUCUUCUCUGGACGAGGACAAUGCCGGAGAGCGGAUUAUCUUGGAGACAAUCGGGAUUCGGCCAGUAAGUGAUGCGAUGGAUAAGAAGGACAAGGAGAAUAGCAAGGAGAAGAAGAGCAAGAAAGAGAAAAAGUCGAAGAGUCAAUAG